Xylona heveae TC161 is the source of this 1937-nucleotide messenger RNA. RefSeq lists its product as hypothetical. Bases 36 to 1634 code for a protein of 532 amino acids. The transcript is spliced from 3 exons. Gene Ontology annotation, cellular component: endoplasmic reticulum; Golgi apparatus. Lineage: Eukaryota; Fungi; Ascomycota; Xylonomycetes; Xylonales; Xylonaceae. The record is from RefSeq and is a predicted model, not a curated record.
CACAUUAGGUGGUAGGUUCCACGGUGAAUUACGACAUGAAUCCUGCGUCGGGCGCUCCAAAGCAAGGAUCCAGAUGGGGAAAUUUAUUCCAGCAAGCCGUUGCAGGCGUAGAAUCCCGACUGGACACCAUUCUUGCACCCGAUGACGAGCGAGGGGAGCAUUCUGCGUGUCAGCCUGGGGCGCUGGACAACGCCGAGCAGAGUCCCAGGGAUGACGGACCGCCGUUUUUCACUACUUAUGAAAACAAAGCAACUAGAGGAAAUUUUAAUGUAUCACUGGGAGAUCAACGGAACGAUCGUCUCCAAGCCCGACUAGCUCGCGCAGUGGCAGCAAAAAACAGCCGUGCCUUUGGACCAGAAAGCUCACCGUCACUUUCAAGUGUAACAUCCCGUGCCGCAAGUCCCAGUAUACCGCGCGAAAACCUCAUAAAUGACACCGAAGAAACACAUCGUAAUGAACCUCAACCGUGGCUGAGCGAGACGGUUACGUUUGGGAACAAAGACAGCCAACCAUCCCCAGAUGACGUGGAAAAUUCAUUACACCAUGUAGGCGAUUCAUCAAUCCAGGUACCAAUUCCCAAGACAAGUAUACAGCUUCCUGCAAGUUCGGCCUUGUCGCGCCAAGUUCCAGGGAUGGGCGCCUCCAACAUCCCCCAAAAGCCCGAAAAUAUGGAACAGGAAUCGGACUUGCCAGGAGCUUCGCCGUCUGUACACGCAGUGAUGUCAUCAUUUUCCAGUACCAGCAAUCAGACUGAGCAUUUAUACAACUUGCCUGAGGAUUACGACGCCAUUAUUGCGCGGAUGCGCGGAGAUUACGAAUCGUUGAAGCUAGAACAACAAGAAGAAUCGGUCCGUUACCAAGAGCGUAUCGAUGCACUCCAGUCGAAGCUGCAGUAUCUAGCCAAAGAGAGCGCGCAGUCUGCGAGACUGACCGCAGAUUCUGCCCCACCCGGUUCUCUGAAUCGAAAGCUGGCAGAAAGCGAAGAGCGAAUCGCAUUGCUCCUUGAGGAAGGACAGAAGCUCUCCAUAGCAGAAUUUCGCUAUCUAUCAACGAUCAAGAAGCUUCGCGCGAAAAUUGCGGAGCGCGAAAAACAUAUUUCUGAAGAACACUUGAAGCUAGAUCAGGCGGAGCGGAGGGCACGGGAUGCAGCUGAAGCAGCCAGACGGGCAGAAAACGCCGAGAGAAGAGCACUCGAAAGACUCAAACGAAACCCCACCACAGAAAAAGCCAUUGAUGAACUCAAAAUCGAGCGAGAUGGUGCCCUAUCUACUCUUGCAGACGUCAAAGCUCAACUUACGGAUGCCAUGGCUCAGUUGAAACACACAGAAUCUAGAGAGGAGAAUUCAGAGCAACUGAAAGCGGAAAGAGAAUUAAUCUCCCAGCUCAGGGAGGAUGUAGAGAGACUGAGGGCAGAGAAAGAAAAGAAUGACCGGAAAUUGACGACUGAAAUUGAUGAGCUGAAGGCAAGACUACAAGAACAAAAGACCAUGGCCAGUAGCAAAGAAUUCGAGCUGCGCCAUGAGCAAACGUCGUGCCAGAGCAGAAGAAGUCUCCUCCAAUGCCAAUGGCGAAGGUCAAGCGAGUCUUUACCGCCAAAUCGAAACACUCCAGACUCAAUACGCCGUUGCUGGUGAAAAUUGGCACCGAAUCGAGGGGUCAUUGCUUUCCAGAAUAAGAGGUCUGGAAGAGGAAAAGGACGAUUUUUCGAAACGAGAAAUGGAGCUGAGACGGAAAGCCCGAGACGCGGUAGAGCUAAUUCCAUACAUCCACUGAGUGGGAGGUGUACUGACAUUAUUUAGACCCUGAAGGCAAAACAGAAUGACGAAAGACUGGAGCAGGCCAUUGAACGAUCACAAAAGUUUGAGCAGGACAUCAUUGAGCUGAAGGAACAAAUAGAAAAGACUCAAAAGCGCGCGGCAGACUUCGAGACCCUGGCU